Trichomonas vaginalis G3 is the source of this 888-nucleotide messenger RNA. RefSeq names its product cyclin-like family. NCBI's taxonomy places the organism in Eukaryota, Parabasalia, Trichomonadida, Trichomonadidae. Gene Ontology annotation, biological process: regulation of cyclin-dependent protein serine/threonine kinase activity; mitotic cell cycle phase transition. The record is from RefSeq and is a predicted model, not a curated record. Gene Ontology annotation, molecular function: cyclin-dependent protein serine/threonine kinase regulator activity. The transcript has a single exon. Gene Ontology annotation, cellular component: nucleus; cyclin-dependent protein kinase holoenzyme complex; cytoplasm. The coding region runs from base 1 to 888 and encodes 295 amino acids.
AUGAUGAAUAUUUUACCCAAAGAAUCAAACUCUUUUAAUAUAAUCGGUUAUAGUAAAUGGUUCAGUGACUCGAAACUAGUUGCUGAUUCGACAGAUAUGCAAAGCGAAGAAGAAGAAGAUUAUAAUGAUACUAUUCAAAUCGCAGCUUGUAAUAAUUCAGAAGAUAUACCUGUAAUUUACGAAAAGAAGAUAUUUGGAGAGUAUAUGAGACAAGAAAAUAUUCAUCAAAUCAAGAAUAACGCCAAUUUAGAUCAUCAAAAUUCAAUUUCCGAACUUGAUCGCGAUAUGGUUAUAAACUGGCUUUUACUUACAUCGAUAUCGGAAUCAUUGUCGCAUCAUACAAUCGCUCUUGCUGUGAAGAUUUUUGAUUACGUAAUUCAGGUUAUUCCGUUAGAUCGCAGCGAACUCAAAAUUUAUGCGGCUACAUCAAUGCUUAUGGCCAGUAAGUUAGAGGAAGAAGAUUCAACAGUUAUUUGCGAACGACUUUGCUCAUUAUUAGUGAUACCGACAAAAAAUUUGUUAGUCAAAACAGAGUUAAAAAUACUUCAUAUCCUUGACUACGACCUUAGGUUUAUUACCCCAUUUAUGUACAUAGAACAUUUUAUAGCACAUCACACUUCCCCGCGAAAUAAUGAUCUCAUUUUGAAACUCAAGCAGCUCUCAAAAGCAAUAACUUAUGCAUCUAUUUUAUCAUAUUCAUCGACCCAGUUUACAAGUUAUGAAAUAGCAAAAAACAUUUUUGAAUUAUGUCUUUAUUAUACUCAUAUUCAUCAUUAUAGACCAGAUAAUGAAUGCUGUAGGCAUAUACUUAAUGCAUUAUCUACCGCUUUUGAUGAAACUGGGUCUUUAAGAUCAAUUUUCCCUUAUUUAGUUCCUAUCUUUAAUUAA